Gorilla gorilla gorilla (western lowland gorilla) is the source of this 1009-nucleotide messenger RNA. RefSeq names its product ropporin-1B. Gene Ontology annotation, cellular component: cytoplasm; motile cilium. The transcript has 6 exons. The record is from RefSeq and is a predicted model, not a curated record. Gene Ontology annotation, biological process: sperm capacitation. The coding region runs from base 237 to 875 and encodes 212 amino acids. NCBI's taxonomy places the organism in Eukaryota, Metazoa, Chordata, Mammalia, Primates, Hominidae.
CAGGGUUUGCCAGGCAAAGGCGGAGCGCUAACGUCUAACGCUAACGGCGGUCGUGCCCCGCCGCUGCUGUCACCCCUGGCCGCUGCUGCCCUCCCCGCCGAGGUUCUACUGCUCUUCUUGAGAAGAAGGGUGGGAGGCACUGGAUCUCUCCCCACACCUCUCGCCUGAGGCCAGGCGCCAGGUGUCGCCUGAAGCCAGACAGCCGGUUUGGGAGCGAGCCUGAGGUCAACCAAUCAAUGGCUCAGACAGAUAAGCCAACAUGCAUCCCGCCGGAGCUGCCGAAAAUGCUGAAGGAGUUUGCCAAAGCCGCCAUUCGGGCGCAGCCGCAGGACCUCAUCCAGUGGGGGGCCGAUUAUUUUGAGGCCCUGUCCCGUGGAGAGACGCCUCCGGUGAGAGAGCGGUCUGAGCGAGUCGCUUUGUGUAACUGGGCAGAGCUAACACCUGAGGUGUUAAAGAUCCUGCAUUCUCAGGUUGCUGGCAGACUGAUCAUCCGUGCAGAGGAGCUGGCCCAGAUGUGGAAAGUGGUGAAUCUCCCAACAGAUCUGUUUAAUAGUGUGAUGAAUGUGGGUCGCUUCACGGAGGAGAUUGAGUGGCUGAAGUUUUUAGCCCUUGCUUGCAGCGCUCUGGGAGUUACUAUUACCAAAACUCUCAAGAUAGUGUGUGAGGUCUUAUCAUGUGACCACAAUGGUGGGUUGCCCCGGAUCCCAUUCAGCACCUUCCAGUUUCUCUACACGUAUAUUGCCGAAGUGGAUGGGGAGAUCUGUGCAUCACACGUCAGCAGGAUGCUAAACUACAUUGAACAGGAAGUAAUUGGUCCUGAUGGUUUAAUCACGGUGAAUGACUUUACCCAAAACCCCAGGGUUCGGCUGGAGUAACAGCACAAUUUUGGCAAUUUUAAAGGAAGAUACAGAGGUGAUUGUACUUCAGAAUGAUAAACCCAUAUACCACCCAAAAUCAAUUUUCUUGUACAACUGGUACACACUAAUAAACAAACAUGUCAGAUCAGAAA